Molecule: messenger RNA, 4153 nt
Organism: Onychostoma macrolepis
Lineage: Eukaryota; Metazoa; Chordata; Actinopteri; Cypriniformes; Cyprinidae
Gene: agpat5
Product: 1-acylglycerol-3-phosphate O-acyltransferase 5 (lysophosphatidic acid acyltransferase, epsilon)
Exons: 8
Coding region: 556-1653 (365 amino acids)
Cellular component (GO): endomembrane system; mitochondrion
Molecular function (GO): acyltransferase activity
Source: RefSeq, a predicted model, not a curated record
UCGUGUGUGACUUUUGAGAGCGAGAAAUGUGGCCGGUUGUAUUUGUAAGACAUCGCGUUUGUUUAUAUGUUGUUAUGGUAUAAAUGAGGAAGCUGUCAAAUUGGUCUCCAUGCUUAAAUCAACUUAGGUUUUCUGUCACUGGAUUGUCCUCUGGAGGGUUUAGUAAGUGAAUUACCUCUACUUCUAGUAAUUUUUUUAAAGUCAGAGUAUAGUUUGCGCUAGGUUUAGCAGCACAGUUUACGUCUGUUUCAUCUGGAAGUUUAGUGGAUUUUGCCUUAUUAGACGAGUUGCAGUUAAGGAAGUGCGCUGCAUUAACAGGGAUGCCAUGCUUUAAACCUCGAGGAAAUUUCCGGAAGAAAAGCAGCGUGAAAACUUUUUUUCCCUCCUUGACCGAAAUUAUUCGCACAGUUAUUGUGUGAUUAAUAAUUGAAAUCGACUGAAUUGGGCGAAAAGAUCGGUGCAUGUCGGGCAGGGUCACUGGGGACACUGACUUAAUUUGAGUUGCAGCUGUGUAGGAAUCAGAUUCGCUCGAGUCAUUUGGGUUUUCCAGUCAAAAUGCUGCUGUCUCUGGUCGUGCACACGUACUCAUUGCGGUACUGGCUUCCAACAGCGGUGAUGCUGGGCACCGCUCCUCCUUAUCUGCUGUCCUGGAGCGCCUGGCGGCUGCUGUCCACUGUGCUACCGUCUCGACUCUAUCACACUGUGGAUGACUGUGUGUAUUCAGUGUAUCAGAGUAUGGUCCUGUUCUUCUUCGAGAAUUACACAGGAGUGGAGAUUGUCAUUUAUGGGGACAUACCAAAGAAGAAGGAGAAUGUGGUUUACCUGUCAAACCAUCAAUCCACAGCUGAUUGGAUCAUUGCUGACGUGUUAGCCAUUCGGCAAAAUGCUCUUGGACACGUAAGAUACGUCCUGAAAGAUGGUCUGAAGUGGCUUCCUUUGUAUGGGUGGUAUUUUUCACAGCAUGGAGGUGUGUAUGUGAAGAGAAGUGCCAACUUUGAAGAGAAAGCCAUGAAAAAGAAAUUAUCUUCUCAGAUCAAACUGGGUACACCUAUGUAUCUUGUCAUCUUUCCAGAGGGAACCCGCUACAACCCUGAGCUCCAGAAAGUUAUCAAUGACAGUCAGGCUUUUGCUGCUAAAGAAGGACUUGCUGUGCUGAAGCACGUUUUAACACCAAGAAUGAAAGCAUCACACGUUGCCAUUGAGACUAUGAAGGAACACCUGGAUGCUGUCUAUGACAUAACCGUUGCAUAUGAGGGAACACUCACAGCAGCCGGCCAGAGACAUCCAGCUCCUACAAUGCCAGAGUUCCUGUGCAAGGAAUGCCCCAGGGUGCACAUCCACUUCAACCGCUUGGACAUGAGGGAAAUUCCUGUGGAGCCAGUGUUCUUUCGCAGAUGGCUACAUGAAAGAUUUGAAAUCAAGGACAAGCUUCUGACCACUUUCUAUGAUUCUGAAGACUCUGAGAAAAAGUGCAGGUUCCCUGGAAAAAGCCAAAAGUCGCCUCUUAGUCUUACAAAGACAUUGCCUUCUCUGUUGAUUUUGGGUGGCCUCACUUUACCAAUGCUGUUAACAGAGUCAGGUAGAAAACUCUAUUUCAAUACCUGGCUCUAUGGGACUCUGAUUGGAUGGGUGUGGGUAAGUGUAAGUCCAUAAACUAACCAUACUGAAAAAAAAUCCAUUCUGACCACUCAGAUGAUACUUUUAGAUUUCAUCAUUGGAUUCUUUAUUUCUCACCAUAGUUUCUUUUUGGCUCAUAGUAUACUACUAACCAAGAGGCUUUUUUAUUGUUUUUCAUUUGUUUUAUUUCAUACUCUUAACUGUCAGAAGGUAAACACAGUAACACUGUGCCUGCACUGCAAACAAGUAUGAGAUGCAAAAAACUAAAACGUUCCAUUUGUCGGCAUAGUAUUCUUGCAGAACUGUAGACAGAUAUUCCUAUUUUGAUUUAUAAUUGGAAUGUUUCAGUUUUGUUUUGUUUGAUGUCAUUAUUCACUUGCAAUGUAGACCCAAUGUGAGGGUUUCCACACGAUCUGAGUUCAACUCUAAUCUGAAAUGCACAAAUGGAUAACAAUGUAACACAGAUACAAUGUUUUGUAUUAAUGUUGAUAACCAUAGCAGUCUUGAAACAUUUGUCAUUUAACCAUAUCAUUGGCCUUGUGGAACCACGUUUAAAUUUCCAGUAUGCAAGUUUUUCUUUUUUUCUUUUGUUUCUCUGUAUGAUUUGUGUGGUUCUGAAUAUGGCUUCUAACAUCAAUUGUGUUUACAGGGUCUGUAUUUCAUCAUGAUGUUCUUGAGAGUAUUUGGGGUAUUUUAUUUUGUGCUGAUUUUCAUUGUGUAAUGCAGGUGAUUUUUGUUGGUUAUGCAUUGGGUUUUGGUUGUGUAUUUACAUCAGUUAUAUUUUUAUUUUAUUUGAUGCCAAGAUCUAAAAGGCCUGUCAGAUAUGGGCUUUUUUUUUUUUGUAAGCAUUUGCACUGUUGCUAAAUAUUUCACAGAUAGUUGCCAAAAUUCCUGGUUGCAGAGGUAUUAAAUAUUCAGUCAAAAUUUUUUAAAAAAACUGUCUUUUCAACUUCAUUAUUCCAAACCUAUGAUUUUAUUUUUUUGACUAGUCCCCCACUCAACCCAUUUUCCAUGUUUUUCCAGAAUGUAAUCAAGAGCAAUAAUUUGGUCCACAUAAGAAAUCUGAGACAUUUUGUCAUGAAGUCUCAUAGUUCAGUGGUUGUUUUUUAAAUAUACAAAUGACCUCAUCUUGCUCAUGCCAUCUAAUUGCUCUUUAAAUCCUGUUGCUUUUAUUAGAGGUAUAUAUGUAUUAUUUAAUUUAAGUGGAAUACAAUUCUAAAUUGUAUUAUUUAUUUGACAUCUCCAGUAGUACUUAAUGAAGAUGUUUUUUGGUAAAUGUUUAGAACUUUGGAAGACCAUAAACAUUACCAGAGCUUCAACAGGACUGGAAGCUUCCUGGAAGCUUCCGGGUCACUUUAGAUAUAAAUGUCAGUGUAGGCUCCCACAUUAAAAAGAUUUGUUGACAUACAGUUGGUUGCACUUACCCAUAAUUCAUAAUGUGAUUGUCAUUAAAGUCCAUUAUCUAAAAAUAUUCUGAUGAGAAAUGUAUUUGAAUGUUCGGAGAGUAUGGGAAUUUAAAAUGAAAGUGAGGCAAUAGCACAAAUGCUUAACAGUAAGUUUAUAACCCAAAACUUUAACCCUUAAAUGGUAUCAAGCACUUGUUGACAAAAUCACAGAUGCAAAUACAGCAGGGUUCCCACAAUCAUUGAAAGCCUGGAAAAGCCUUGGAAAUUUAUUGUUAAAAAAAGUUUUGGGGAUGCCAUGUUGAAACUGUUCUUUGCAACAGUUUGGUAAAAGCUACAUAUGCUUUUAAAGUUGUUAAAAUAAUGUCAAGCAUUUGUAUUUAAUCAAAGACAUUUUUUAAAACAAAAUCUUUAAUAAGGUGACAAUUACGCUUUUGCUAAAUAUAUAAAUUAAAUAAAGACAUCUCUGAUCUUUAACCCUAAAAUAAACCUUUCCAAAAAAAAAAAAAAAAACUUUUUCUCUUUAAAAUAAAGCCUAGCUGAAACUAAUGAUUAACUUAAGGCACUUUCUAUUCUUUCAUUUAGUUUAAGUACAGAUAUAGUUUCAUACAACUUUUGUCCUUUUCUUGAUUUAAUUUUUUUAUUUAUUUCAGUGGAUUUGAUUUGUGGUUAUAUGUCUGUGUAUCAUCAGAUUUGUUUCUGACAUGUUUGACAUCAAAAAACGUGUGACUUAUAGUAAAAAGUUUGUUUGGGCUUCCGUUAACAUUACUGAUGUCUUUUGUCACAGUCAAAACCAUCCAUGAUUAUUUUGAAGUCAUAACCUUUCUUAAAGUGACUGUGUGAUUUACCAAUGAAACUGGCUGUGGGGCAGAGUUUGUCCUUAACUUAUUUGGAGGGGGAAAUCACACAUUUAUCAUAGCAUAAUUAGAAGAUCAUCGGCAGAAGUGGAAUCAUUUGAUAUUUGAUACAGUUUAAUUAUAUACUAUGUAUUAUGAUUCUGAAGUCACGAAACUCUGUGAGACUGUGCAAAGUAUUUCAACUGCAACACAUUUUCUUAAACAGGUGCUGUAUUGAUGCCCAUCUUUUAAAGACUUGUCCAUGCAGUAAACACUCGUGAUCAUUUGUCUGUACCA